Molecule: messenger RNA, 996 nt
Organism: Recurvomyces mirabilis
Lineage: Eukaryota; Fungi; Ascomycota; Dothideomycetes; Mycosphaerellales; Teratosphaeriaceae
Exons: 2
Coding region: 1-996 (331 amino acids)
Biological process (GO): protein deubiquitination
Cellular component (GO): cytosol; nucleus
Molecular function (GO): cysteine-type deubiquitinase activity
Source: RefSeq, a predicted model, not a curated record
AUGCAGUCUCUCCUACACGUCCCGCUUUUCUGCAACUACCUCGGACAGAUGCACCAGGAAGACUCGCAUGCAGAGGAUAAGUGUGUGGCGUGUGCAUUUCAAUUCCUUUCCUACUCCUAUUGGUAUGAUCGUGACAACGCCGCAGUGUUUCCUCAGGCUUGGAUCCGAGGCUUGUACAAAGCUCUCGCCACAGCGGUGGAGGAGCGCGACGAUCACUUUUUCGAACCGUUUGUUAGUACCUUGGUCCAGGGAGAUCCGGUCGAGUUCUGGGAUGCAAUUAAGGAGCAGCUGCUGGCGAUGGAGAACGACGGUGAAGAGUCGAUUGCAGAACUCCUUAAAACGGACUGGACUGUCAACACUGAGUGCCGAGGAUGCGGGCACAAGGAUACUCGCCAGUCGGAGACUCAAUCGAUCGCGGUAGCUAUAACCACGGAUGAUGGCUUGUUCAAUGGCCAGACGUUGGUCGAGGACCUUGAGGACUACCAAAAGGCGGUCAACAAGGUGCACUGCAUCUGUGUCGACACAGCGGAGCAACUUGGCGAAGAUAUCGGGAAUCAGAUCAGGGACGAGAUCUCCACUAUCCAAAACUCUCCAGAGAUUCUCAUCGUCCAGCUCAAGCGGUUCAGUUUCGACACGCUGACUCAGACGAGCUCCAAAGUCAGCGGCGAGGUCGACUUCGACGAGGAGCUCGACCUGACCAACUUCACUGACAAGCAGGGGAAGCUGAAGUAUCUUAUCCAUAGUGUCGUCCUCCAUCAUGGCGACACUGUCGAGGAAGGCCACUACGUCGCCGCGGUACGUCGUCCGGACAGUGAGACAUUCUACCUCGUCGACGACUCCACUGUCUCAGGACCACAGCACCUAAUGCACAUCCUCGCUCAAGAGGCGAAGCAUGGAUUCGAGCCGUAUGUCUUGCUCUACCAGAAGGUCGAGACGAAAGUCGUUGCAGAGGAGGCGGCCGAGGGCGAUGAUGCCGAAGCUGUUUCGGAAGCUUGA